CUGCAUGCGUCAGAGGCACACUUUCAUGUCAGUCGCUAAAAAUUGCUAAUCGUGCGGAUGAUUAGAUCAUGCGGCACUCUCGCGUGACCAACUAAAACGGCCAACAGGUAGAAAUACCUGUUCGGGUGCUGAUGAAGCAGAGGCAGUCAUGAGGGCCCUUCUGUGGCUCCUCCUCGCCCUAUGCUCCGUGUGCCUGGGCAACCCGGACGCGAAGCGGCUGUACGACGACCUGCUGUCCAAUUACAACAAGCUGGUGCGGCCGGUGGUGAACGUGACGGACGCACUCACGGUGCGCAUCAAGCUCAAACUGUCGCAGCUCAUUGAUGUGAAUCUGAAGAACCAAAUUAUGACCACCAACCUGUGGGUGGAGCAGAGCUGGUUGGACUACAAGCUUCAGUGGGACCCCCGCGAGUACGGCGGCGUUGAGAUGCUGCAUGUGCCCUCGGACCACAUUUGGCGCCCCGACAUCGUGCUCUACAACAAUGCCGACGGCAACUUCGAAGUGACCCUGGCCACAAAAGCCACUCUCAACUACACAGGCAGGGUGGAGUGGAAGCCGCCGGCCAUUUACAAGAGCAGCUGCGAGAUCGACGUCGAGUAUUUCCCGUUCGACGAGCAGACGUGUGUCAUGAAGUUUGGCAGUUGGACGUACGAUGGCUUCCAGGUGGAUCUGAGGCACAUAGAUGAGGUGAAAGGUUCAAACGUGGUGGAAAUUGGAGUAGAUCUUUCCGAGUUCUACACUUCGGUUGAAUGGGACAUUUUGGAAGUACCUGCAGUAAGGAACGAGAAGUUCUACACGUGCUGCGACGAGCCGUACCUGGAUAUCACGUUCAACAUCACGAUGCGCCGCAAAACGCUGUUCUACACGGUGAACCUCAUCAUCCCCUGCAUGGGAAUUUCCUUCCUGACGGUGCUCGUCUUCUAUCUACCCUCCGAUAGCGGCGAGAAGGUCAGCCUGUCCAUUUCCAUUUUGCUGUCCCUGACUGUGUUCUUCUUGCUGCUUGCCGAGAUCAUCCCCCCGACCAGUUUGGUCGUCCCGCUGCUCGGCAAAUUUGUGCUUUUCACAAUGAUCCUUGACACGUUCAGUAUAUGCGUGACAGUGGUAGUGCUCAAUGUGCACUUCCGGUCGCCGCAGACGCACACAAUGGCCCCCUGGGUCAAACGGGUCUUCAUCCACAUUUUGCCGCGGCUGCUGGUGAUGCGUCGGCCGCAGUACACCAUUGACAAAAGAGGGUUUUCACAUCACCGCGUGAUGGUGCGUACGUGCAACGGCCUCGAGCUGCGCGACCCGUCCGUGUACGCGGGCAGCAGUGCCGCGGCCCUGCACGAGUUGGGCGUGCCCGCCGAAAUGCCCCUGUACCCACCCCCGCCCCACGACUACAACAGCGUUGUCACGUGGCCCUUUCUCAGGGACCUGUCAAGCUCGGCGUCGCAGGUGGAGCCGCUGUGCCGGAUCCACGGCACCCCUUCACACGCGCCGCUCGACUCGGAGAGCACCCCUGCGACCGAGGAGCCCCUGAUGCGGCCGCCGCCCCAUUGGCACCUUUGUCCAGAGCUUCACAAGGCCAUCGACGGUGUUCGAUUCAUCGCCGACCACACAAAGCGUGAGGAAGACUCUACCAGGGUGAAAGAGGACUGGAAGUAUGUGGCGAUGGUGCUGGACCGGUUGUUCCUGUGGAUUUUCACACUGGCCGUGUUGGUGGGCACGGCGGGCAUCAUCCUGCAGGCACCCACCUUGUACGAUGACCGAAUUCCGAUCGACGUGCGCCUCUCGGAGAUCGCGUCGACCACAGCCAAGCCGCACAUCGCCACUGGCCUAUAGAGGACCAACCGACGACGAGGCAACUCGAAAAGCGUCGCAUUUUGUUUUCACACUUUCAGAAGAUACAAGGACAGACACGCGCAGUUUGUUGUUUUUCUUUUGGACGAAGUUGAGAAAGAAGAAGAAGAGGCCAAUUUGCAGAUUUGCAUGGACGACGAAGCCAAACUCGUAGGAGGAAAAAAGAUGUACUUAAAAAAAUGAUAUAUACAUACAACACGACAGAUUUAUUCUUGCUCACUCUCGAACUUGUUAUAUUCCUCUUGUUAUAAAACUAUACAGUAUUGUAUUAUAUGACGAUGAAAUUUAGCGUGUCACAUAUCUUUGAUUGUCUCUCUUUUGUAAUAAAAGUAACGAAACUAAACAAAGGCUUGUUCCUAACCCGCAUGUCGGCAUGCUCAGCUAAAAACAAACACCUAAACGCAAACGCUAAACGCAAGAUGAUGGACAAUAUUUUCCCUUUCUCUCUCUUCUCUGUCUCUGUGUGCGGUGGAAAUCGAGGUGGCCCGCCCGCUUGCUUUUUGUCAACGACCACCAUCCUUCCUCUCUGCUUAUCUCACCCUCCACAUCUCUCUCCAACGGUCUUUCUCUCUGUUUUUAUUUCGUUUCUUACUUGCACACGAGGGAGUCAAAAACAGCGAAAUAUGCUUUCCUUCUUUUCUUCUCUUCUCUCGCUGCUUUCUUUCCUUGUCUCCCAGCCUGGGAGAAAUAUGAGAGGGCACACACAACUCAAUGGAUUUACGCAUACUUCUCUCGCACCGCAAAAAUGUGUAUAGCUUAGAGUGAUGUCGGACGAUUUUUAUGAGA
This is a messenger RNA of Neocloeon triangulifer, 2626 nucleotides long. Its product is annotated as acetylcholine receptor subunit alpha-like. Gene Ontology annotation, biological process: regulation of membrane potential; chemical synaptic transmission; signal transduction. Bases 149 to 1822 code for a protein of 557 amino acids. The transcript has 13 exons. Gene Ontology annotation, cellular component: synapse; postsynaptic membrane; neuron projection. Gene Ontology annotation, molecular function: acetylcholine-gated monoatomic cation-selective channel activity; transmembrane signaling receptor activity. The record is from RefSeq and is a predicted model, not a curated record. Lineage: Eukaryota; Metazoa; Arthropoda; Insecta; Ephemeroptera; Baetidae.